This is a messenger RNA of Tuber melanosporum (Perigord truffle), 1555 nucleotides long. RefSeq lists its product as uncharacterized. The coding region runs from base 991 to 1212 and encodes 73 amino acids. The record is from RefSeq and is a predicted model, not a curated record. The transcript has a single exon. Lineage: Eukaryota; Fungi; Ascomycota; Pezizomycetes; Pezizales; Tuberaceae.
GUGGAUGAUAUGGAGUCAAGCUAGCAGAAACGAGUAAACGAAGGAGGGGGGGGAGCCGUCAAUUUGUGUGGUGUGGUGUGUGGUUACAAAAGGCUAUGUGUAAUGGAUAGACCAACACGAUGAUUUCUUCCGGAACCUCAAAAAGAGUGUGAGUGAGGAACGAUGCAAGAGAUGUUGAAAAAAAAAAAAAAAUACAGACAAAGAGAUGAGCCCCUUCAACCAAGGAGGAGCGGUGUAGGUGGGCAGAGAAGGGGAGGGAGGGGGAGGGAGAGGCAGAUACGGGGAAGGAAAGGCUAUAAUGCAAAAGUGCGGUAGAGAGAAAGAACCACAAAAUGGAAUGAGAGAAAAGGAAGGAUUGAAGGAAGGGCCAAAAGAUACAAGGACAGAAGAAGGGUGAAAGCAGUAGGGUUAUGAAAAACAAACGCGAGAUCUGUUGACCAAAAUACUGUGCCCGUACUCGAGUACUGUACAGUACAGUACCAGUAUGCAGCGAGCGAGGCCAACGAGUGAUGCUAGCAGACCAGGUAAGAAAGAAGUGAGAGAGACCCCGAGAGGGCCAGUUAGUCAAACAAGAGAGACUGACGCUAGUCUACCGGUAAGCAGGCCAAAAUCAUUGUCAAGGUUUCACUCUUCAAUACCAGUAUUGCCCUUGCGCAGCCAGGACACGCCCCGAGAAGCCAAGUCUCUCUCUCCCUUCCAACCUUCCCCUCUCCCCAAAGGGAAAAAAAAAAGAAUGAAGCGAGAAGCCUGACCAUAACCUAUGUUGACCCCACAAUUAGAUUUUUGCACUAAAACUCAACUUCCCACCCCCGUCCAGUUUAGACUCGUCCCCCCCCCUGUUCAAUCAGAAUAUCUGCGGGCUCAAGGGAAGGGACAACCCUUCGGUUGGCUGCCGUUGACGGGGAUGAGGCUUGGUUCUCACUGUGGGGGUCCGACACUACGAGCACUCGUACACGAUUUGCAUGGGUCUCAGGAUGGGGGUCUCUCCAUAUGAUCUACCGGCACUCGAGCUACGCGUGUCCUACCUGUCGAGAGGAGGGAAAGAGCAUGCUUUUGAAAACAACCAGAGAAAAUGGAAUAAAAAAGGUGUGGUCAACAGUGGAGCCAAGCUGGUUCGGGGAUCACACCUCUAAGAGUACUAUAUACAGUAUGAGCACUCGAGUGCAGGAGAAACAUGGGAAAGAUGUGGGGAGGGCCCAGAACUUGUUUUAGGGGGUGAGUCUCUUGUGUCAGUUGUCUCGCCCCAGAAAAACUUUCUGCCGGCAAUUUCACUCCAAGCCUCCCUCAGGGCUAGAGCGAUGGAGGGAAACACUCUCAGAAUCCCAGUUGCAAACACUCAGCCCGUCUGAUUGCACACAUUUUCAAGAUGUUCCCUACCCUUGCCACGGAUCUCAUGAUAUUGGACUGCGGUACGGUAUUCGGGUAACUUUUGACCACUGCAUCCGAGGUGUGCUAGUCCGGGGCAUGGUGGACAAUGGUAUGGUACGGGUACAGUACUCGCACAACACUCGAGUACAAGUACUAGCACCCGAACACAGUACUCUACGAGUACUUG